AUCUUAACGACUACACUUCCACGGCGCUCGCUCGCUCGCUCGCUCGCUCGCUGAAAUCAAAUCCCUCGGUCGACUCUGCUACGUCUCCUCCGACCAUGGCCGCCGCCUCCUCCUCCUCCUACUCCGUCGCUUCCUCUCUUUCUUCCCUCCGCUUCACGUCUUCUCGCUAUCUGCCUUCUCUCACUCAUUACUAUCUCCCAUCCACCCCAUUCCCCUCUCUAUUCUCCUCCCCCUCCCCCUCCCGUCGCUCCUCCUACCGCCCUCUCACGAGACGCCCUACCUUCUCUGCGAAAGCUGCCUCCGUCGACAGGAAGAGCGUCCUCAUCGUCAAUACCAACAGCGGGGGCCAUGCCGUCAUCGGGUUCUACUUCGCACAGCAGCUCCUCGCCUCCGGCCACGACGUCACCGUUCUCACCGUCGGAGAUGAGGGCUCUGACAAGAUGAAGAAACCCCCUUUCACAAGAUUCUCUGAGCUGGUAAGCGCUGGGGGGAAAACGCUCUGGGGAGACCCUGCGAAGGUGGCCGAGAUUGUUAGCGGAGUCAAAUUUGAUGUUGUUUUCGAAAACAACGGGAAGGAUUUGGACACUGUCAAGCCUGUAGCAGAUUGGGCGAAGUCUAGUGGAGUGGCACAAUUCCUGUACAUUAGUAGCGCUGGGAUUUACAAAACAAGCGACGAGGUUCCUCAUGUCGAAGGGGAUCUUGUCAAAGAAGAUGCUAGUCAUGUAGGCGUGGAGAAAUAUAUAGCAGAGUUAUCUUUCAGUAGUUUUGCAAUAUUUCGUCCGCAGUACAUGAUAGGAUCUGGAAACAACAAAGACUGUGAGGAGUGGUUUUUCGAUAGAAUUGUUCGUGAUCGCCCCGUUCCACUCCCUGGAUCAGGAAUGCAGCUGACCAACAUUUCACAUGUGAGGGAUUUGUCGAGCAUGCUGUCUCUGGCUGUCGAGAACAGCAUUGCUGCCAAUGGCAAAAUCUUCAAUUGUGUCAGUGAUCGCGCUGUAACAUUCAAUGGCCUUGCAAAACUUUGCGCAAAAGCAGCUGACCGCGAGCUCAAACUUGUUCACUAUGAUCCAAAAUCUGUCGGAGUCGAUGCUAGGAAAGCAUUUCCUUUCAGAAACAUGCACUUCUAUGCAGAACCAAGAGCAGCAAAGGAAGUACUAGGAUGGACCGGCACGACUAACCUCCCCGAAGAUCUAAAGGAGCGAUUCCAAGAGUAUGUAGAAAUCGGGAGAGACAAGAAGGACUUAAAAUUUGAUGUCGACGAUAAGAUAUUGGAGUCUCUUAAAGUUGAAGUUACUGCAUAGAAAAAGUCUGGAUUAAGAUUGUUUAUUUAAAUACUAAAAUAAGAGUACAAACAAUUAUUUAAUUAUAAUAUUGAAGUAUUUAAUCA
Messenger RNA from Zingiber officinale, 1384 nucleotides. RefSeq names its product chloroplast stem-loop binding protein of 41 kDa a, chloroplastic-like. Gene Ontology annotation, biological process: rRNA processing. Gene Ontology annotation, cellular component: cytosol. Gene Ontology annotation, molecular function: RNA binding. The coding region runs from base 96 to 1298 and encodes 400 amino acids. The transcript is spliced from 6 exons. The record is from RefSeq and is a predicted model, not a curated record. NCBI's taxonomy places the organism in Eukaryota, Viridiplantae, Streptophyta, Magnoliopsida, Zingiberales, Zingiberaceae.